AUGGCCCACGAUCAUGGUCAGCAUGGCCAUGACAUGGGCGACAUGGACAUGGACAUGGAGGUCUUCUGCUUGGGCAACGGCACAGUGAUGCUGAACGGUUUUCAGGUGGCAAUAGGCCCUGGUCAGCCCUGUGCCAUGGCGCUUUUCCCUGGCUGGGUGCUGGACUCUGGCGCGAAGUACGUGGCCACAUGUGUGGGAGCCUUCAUGCUGCCGCUGGCCAUCGUCGGCUUCCAGAUGCUCCGGGAGAGGCUGCUGAGGCCCAAGACCCCACGUCCAGUUGUGGACCUCGCGGCAGCGCUGGUCUUCGGUGGCCAGAUGCUGUUUGCAUAUUGCGCGAUGCUUUUGGCAAUGCUCUACGAAAUUGUGAUUUUCAUUUGCAUCCUCCUGGGCUUUGUGGUUUCCGCUCUUUGCCUCCAGCGUCACAAACGUGCUGUACAGCAGGUGCCAGAGGUGGCCAGUACGCCCUGCUGCUCGCUGCCUCCUCCCACAUAG
Messenger RNA from Effrenium voratum, 492 nucleotides. The record is from the annotation of a GenBank genome assembly. NCBI's taxonomy places the organism in Eukaryota, Dinophyceae, Suessiales, Symbiodiniaceae.